CUAAAGAGCAAGGGCGAGAGAGGAAUGCGGAGCUUCGUUUCUCUGUGAAUUGCUUCGGAGGUCUGAUCCUAUUGAUCGCCGGAUAAUCUAUAUUCCCAUAGACUUCGUAGGGACGUUUUUGGUUUUUGAUGGCUUCGGAGGACGUGAAGACUAGCGAAACGGCGGUGUCGACGAUCGUGAAUCUGGCGGAGGAAGCGAAGCUCGCGAGAGAGGGUGUUAAGGCCCCUAGCUAUGCUAUACUUAGCAUCUGCAAGUCUCUCGUUGCUGGCGGCGUAGCCGGUGGAGUGUCACGAACUGCUGUUGCUCCUUUGGAACGUUUAAAAAUCUUACUUCAGGUUCAAAAUCCACAUAGUAUAAAAUACAAUGGUACAAUUCAAGGCUUGAAGUACAUUUGGGGAACAGAAGGUUUACGCGGAUUAUUCAAAGGCAACGGUACUAAUUGUGCACGCAUUGUUCCAAACUCGGCUGUCAAGUUUUUCAGCUACGAGCAAGCUUCAAAGGGAAUCCUAUAUAUGUAUCAACAGCAAACUGGCAAUGAGGAUGCUCAACUCACUCCUCUUUUACGCCUUGGAGCUGGAGCAUGUGCUGGAAUAAUUGCUAUGUCUGCAACUUAUCCUAUGGACAUGGUACGGGGCAGGCUCACUGUACAGACAGAAAGCUCGCCUUAUCAGUAUAGAGGGAUGUUCCAUGCUCUGUCCACUGUGUUGCGGGAAGAAGGCCCACGAGCAUUGUACAAGGGUUGGCUCCCUUCUGUCAUUGGAGUUAUUCCAUAUGUGGGCCUCAACUUUGCUGUGUAUGAAUCUCUAAAAGAUUGGUUAAUCAAAAGCAGACCACUUGGGUUAGUCAAUGACUCUGAGUUGAGUGUGACAACCAGGCUUGCUUGUGGGGCUGCUGCUGGAACUGUAGGCCAAACUGUUGCUUAUCCUCUGGAUGUGAUUCGCAGAAGAAUGCAAAUGGUAGGAUGGAAAGAUGCGGCCUCAGUUGUCACUGGUGAUGGGAGGAACAGGGCCACUCUUGAAUAUACUGGCAUGAUUGAUGCUUUCAGGAAAACUGUUAGGCAUGAAGGCUUUGGAGCAUUGUACAAGGGUCUGGUGCCUAAUUCUGUGAAGGUUGUACCUUCAAUAGCUAUUGCAUUUGUGACAUACGAGAUGGUGAAGGACAUUUUAGGGGUCGAGAUUAGAAUAUCAGACUGAAACAGAGCCGAUUCAACUUAAUAUUUAUGAGGUGUGGUAUUUUGUAGGCCAAGGGGAUAGAGAGAGGUAAAGUAGGGGGUGAUCUUCUUAACCUUUUUGUCUUGCAAACAAGUUUAGAAGCUUGCACAAACCUUUUCAUAAUUUCUUCCCAUGUUUCUCUAGCGAACACUGCCGCUUUAAACUCCUCAUUCACGUGCUGUGUCAAUGAGGAUGAAGGAAUAAUUUUAGAAACACAAGUUGUGUGCCUCUGCAUAAAAGUUGAGAAGCAAUUUCGAAGCCUUCUCUGCGAUAUUGAUUGUGUUUUCUCUGUGGUGUGUAGAACAGUUUAUCUCAGUAAGUUUGUUUGAUUGAGC
Molecule: messenger RNA, 1546 nt
Organism: Hibiscus syriacus
Lineage: Eukaryota; Viridiplantae; Streptophyta; Magnoliopsida; Malvales; Malvaceae
Product: mitochondrial adenine nucleotide transporter ADNT1
Exons: 8
Coding region: 129-1193 (354 amino acids)
Biological process (GO): transmembrane transport
Source: RefSeq, a predicted model, not a curated record